This is a messenger RNA of Aspergillus ochraceoroseus IBT 24754, 4443 nucleotides long. RefSeq names its product putative VPS9 domain protein. The transcript is spliced from 3 exons. Lineage: Eukaryota; Fungi; Ascomycota; Eurotiomycetes; Eurotiales; Aspergillaceae. Gene Ontology annotation, biological process: early endosome to late endosome transport. Gene Ontology annotation, cellular component: early endosome; tubular endosome; late endosome. Gene Ontology annotation, molecular function: SNARE binding; guanyl-nucleotide exchange factor activity; phosphatidylinositol binding. The coding region runs from base 260 to 4156 and encodes 1298 amino acids. The record is from RefSeq and is a predicted model, not a curated record.
UUCGUCUCUAAUCAUCUAUGAGCUUAACUUUUCAUAUAUCAUAUUUUUAUACAAUCUUUAUUCCGAGCUAAAUUCGUGACUUUGAAUUCCCGAAACCCUCAUUGCAUUUUCACGUUGUUCAGGCUGCUCGCGGGUAGAUGCGCCUGAGUUGCUCCCCUGCAACGAUUGAGCAGCGAAUAUCUCUUUGGGUAGGAUUGAUCGGGGGCGGCUUCAUGAGUGUUAGAGAAUCUCCAUUGGGCCGUCGUCCAGGAUCGCUUGGAUGCACCCUCUAAACCCUUUCCUCCGGGCCUUCUUCCGAAGCACUGUGCCGGGGCAGUGUGUGCCAAUUGAGAAUCAUGUCCUCCUUGUUCCUGUGGUUGACUCUUUAAUCGGAUCGCGCGACCGGGAAUCGUCUCUAUUCUACUCCGAUCUCGUCGUCUCAGAAGAAUUCUUAGGCAGCCACACUCUGCGGAUACCCAUCUCGAACGGGGCCAUAGGAGGAAAGGAGGAUUCUAACGUCCGCGAUAGCCGGGGCAAGGCUAAGCAGGUGACUACUGUUAAUGGGAGAACUGUGAUAAUCAGGGAGAAUUCGGUAUACAGUAAUAAAGGCUUCAAGUCGCUGAGCCAGGCCCAGCUCCUAUCCGAUGCGUUGUACUACGCUCCAAGCAAUGAAUCCCAGCCAUGGCUCAUUUACUUUAUCUCUCGGCCUUUGAUCGGCUCCUUUGAACCUGCGAAAAUCGUCCCCGCUAUCGUGCCCGGAACACUUAUCAAACAAGAUCCCCCCAAAACCGGUAAUAAAUCUGGAGAGUCGCCUGGGGGAUCGACCUCUUCCCCACCGAAAAAGGAAAUUAGGACAUUUGGAGAAUUGCUGGCCCAUUUCCCCAUGAUUGCAAGACAGAUGCAGCCAGGUUUAGAGAGGCUAUUCCGCGAAUUCGGGAAAGAACUUGGGAAACCACUGCCGCCCCCACCAUCGCGGUCGCCCGUGUCAGACGACGAUGAGCAGUUACACACCCGUGAGGAGGUUUUUGCUGACGAAGCUGCUUCAAUCCGCAGCUCAUCGUCACGCCGCCGGGAAGGACUUCCCUUCAACUCUGAAGAGUACUUCGAAGAUGAUGAAGAUCUGAUGCGUCGGAGUCUAGAGACAGCCGUCACCGCCGCGAUUGAUUUAUUCCGGUUGGUGGACAAGCAACAACUAUCGUUUCUUGGGGCCACCACUGAUCUUACAGGACCGUUGGUUGAGCGGUUGAUCGAACGUUAUGUAGCGGAGCAGGUUCAUGAGUCCCUUCUUUUCCCUCGUUUAUGCAGCUUCCGCCAGCCUGAAGAUGCAGAACUAGAUUCUAGAAUCCGCCAGAUGGAGUACGUUGACGUAUCCCAGGUUGGUCUUGCUGUCGAAGGAGGAAAAGAUGGGAAACGUGAACUGUUACGCCGCCUCGGCAAUGCAGUGGAAGAAUUUCGGAAAGUACUCGACGCAAAAUGUCCCCAUGACAUGCUCAACACGCUUCUGGAGACAGUCAAAAUCCUAUCGUAUCCUGGUGACCAUGGGAAAGCCGGCCCAAACAACUCCGAAAAGCAGCCGGUUCCGGUCUUGGUCAAUGCUGAUAUUCUGGUCUCACUCCUACUGAUCGUAGUGAUAAGAUCUCAAGUCAAGCAUCUACAGGCACGGCUAUUAUAUAUGCAGCAUUUCAUCUAUAUCGACGACGUUGACAGCGGGGAGAUGGGCUACGCUUUGAGCACCUUUGAGGCAGUCUUGACAUACUUGGUGACCGAUUCUGCGGGCCUUCGCAGGGCCAGCAUCCGAAACAAACGGCUUUGGAAUGCGACAAAAUCCGGGCGUAUAAUUGAUAUGAAAGCUAUUCUGGAGCCAGAUGGAGAUCAGGAAUCAUUAUACAACAACCCUUGUGAUCCCGACCUGCGUGCAGACGAGGAUGUACAACCCGACCAGAUGCAUUAUGGAUCACUAGUACCUCCCGUCCCAACAGAUUUGGAAGAUUCAGCUGAACCACCCCCACUUGCUCAUGUAUUCCCAUUUCAGACGUGGAAAGACUCCUCUCCGCCGCGAGAAACGAGACGACCCAUCAAAAGAGUGUCGAUGGAUGUUCGCAGUCUUUCUGAGUCAUCUGGUAUUUCGCUACUCUCGCGGACGACGACCAUGAACUCAAUCAGUAGCACAAUCGAAGGGGACAGUUCAAUCGAAACAUUGACCAAGACCCAGGAUCCUGCGGGCGAUUCGAUCUUGAUGAUGGCGGUGGAAAGUCGCCAACCUGAGGCUUUGAGAUAUCUACUUGGUUUGGACGAGUAUUACUCGGUGAUGGAUAUCCUUGAGGAUACAAACACCGAAGGGACUACUUUACUCAGCGCUGCCGUCCAGCUGGCCAAUACCGAAAUGGUAGACAUUCUGCUUAACUAUCUUGAGGAGGAGGCCGAUGAAAGUGUCAUUGCUUCUUAUUUGAGAAUGUCUGAUGUGCACGGGCGUACCGCCGCCCAUUACCUAUUCAGCACGCCUUCUGUAAUGCACAGGCUGAAACAGAUACUUCCGUGGCGCCAACGCGAUAAGCACGGUCAGACGCCACUAUUUGCUCUCUGCAGGUCCUAUGACCAUCCUGACUACAACGCAAUGGUAAAUGAGGCACUCACGGCCGCUCAAGAAUCUCAAGAGGAUGGUAAGCCCUUACACCUGGAUGACCAUGUUGAUGCGAAGGGCAACACCCUAUUACACAUUGUCAGCGAUCCUGAGAUCACCAUUCGAAUUCUAAGAGAGAGCGAUUGUGACCCGAAUGCGACGAAUGACAAAAGAUUUACACCCUUGAUGAUGGCGAGCAAAUACGGACGCGUAGACCAAGUACGGAUCCUCUUUUUGGAUUCCAGGGUGGAUGUACAUCUCAAAGAAGCCCGUGGGUUGACAGCUGUCGAACUUGCCAAGGACGAUGAAGUUCGAAACCGCAUCGAUGAUCUGAUUCUGCUCUCCAAUCCCCCGUCGACCCACGAUGAGCCUUCGGGCCGGGUCACAACUGUGGUUCGCUCUUUUUUCGUCGAGGAUGCAACCGUCCGGUUUGUCCUCAAAUCAGGCGCACCUAGUCUGCCAACAAAUCCCGAUGCAGUUCCUGAAAAUACCACCACUUAUACAGUCACGACUUGUCGCCGCACAUUCUCUGACUUUGAGAAUCUGGCCGAAUGUCUCUCUCUUGAGCACCCUGCUUCUUACAUGCCAUCCCUAUCCGACUUCCGGAGCCCUUUUCAAGUUCACUCAAAGCCGUCCCGCUCUGUCCUUCAUGAUAUGCAGGAAAAAUUAGAUAGAUUUUUGAAGACUUUGCUGUCCCAUCCGACUUUUGCAACACAUGAGAUGCUGUGGGAAUUUUUUCUCGUUCCGGAACUACAACCUGAGAUGAUGAUGGACAGAUCCCACCGCAAGGCCCAGGUUCUCUCGGAAUCCAUUGUGGAGGACUACGAGCCUAUUACUACGGAAGGGAUACGGGAGACGGAACAGUUCAUUUCUCACGCGCAGGACAUGGUCCGCGCCUCCCACACGCAUACCCGUAGCUUAAUCCGCCGAGGCCACGCUCUUCAAAAUGCCGCGUCAGAUAUUGCUGAUGCCGUUGCCCUUUGCUCUUCUGCCAUCUCAACUCUCAAGGAACCCACCAACGCUCUCCCUAAAUCCUACCUUGAUGCAUUCUCUCGCUAUGCGACUUGUCUGUCAACCUCGUCCUCGGAUUCCUCUCCACUUCUCCAGUUCCUUGCUUCCCUCACCUCUGUUGACAACACCACCUCCGCGAUUCUUUCCUCCUUAUCUCGCCCUGUGUCUCUUAUCUCGACACUGAACUCCGCCAACCGGAACCUAUCUAGAUUCCGUUCCUCUCUUGCUUCUUCAUCACUGCCCCGAAAGUUCAACCUUAAUUUCCCGGGGCUAGAAGAGUCGCGGCUCAAAUCCGUCCGUGAUCUUGAGCAUAAAAUCCGUGACUCGGAAACGCAGAUCUCGCGCCUCUCGCGCGAGAUUUCAUGGAACAAAGAUGUGGUCGUUGGCGAGCUGGCCGGCUGGACGUCCUGGCGCGAGAAGAUUGGACGCGACGCGAUCCGGUCCUUUGUCAGGACCACUCUUACUCGGGAGAAGGAACGAGGGAAACGUCUUGAGCGCUGCUUGAGAAAUGUACGCGAGAAGAACGUCCCUUCAACCCAAUCAUAGAUAGAUAUAUUCAUUGUAGACUUAGCCUCCCCCCCCUGUACUUCUCUUUUCUUGGCAUAUUUCUAUUUUGUCAGGCUUAAAAAAAAAAAAACACCCUCUUUUUUACUCUUUACUUAGAUAGGUAGUUAGUGAGUGAGUGAUCCUGACCUGAUGACUAUUCUUAAUUGCCACUGUUAUGAUGAUGACGAUAUGGAAAGAAUUCAGGAGAUUUAACCAGAACGAUGUCCCUGGAUCCAAUACAUAAAGACCGUGUCUAUCGACGUACGGCAAUCAUUAAUCUAGCAAAU